This is a messenger RNA of Morus notabilis, 1380 nucleotides long. RefSeq names its product probable pectinesterase/pectinesterase inhibitor 36. Gene Ontology annotation, molecular function: pectinesterase inhibitor activity; pectinesterase activity. Lineage: Eukaryota; Viridiplantae; Streptophyta; Magnoliopsida; Rosales; Moraceae. The coding region runs from base 1 to 1380 and encodes 459 amino acids. The transcript has 3 exons. The record is from RefSeq and is a predicted model, not a curated record. Gene Ontology annotation, biological process: cell wall modification.
AUGGCUAACUCCAUGUCUUGCCUCCCAGAGCUCAACACAACAUUAACAACUACUACUAUUACGGUUCAACAUGCCCAAGCCAAGCUUCUUCAAGCAAAGAACUGGGUCCAAUAUUCCUCUAUGGAACUACAUGGGUUGGAUAGAGAGUCUUCAAACAAUGUUGGUUUGGCCUUAAGAGACUGCAACAAGUUGUAUGCUGAGAGCGAGCCGCGGCUCAGUCGGUUGGUCUCCGGUGCGACGUCCCGAUACACCGUUGAUGAUGCUCUCACAUGGCUCGGCGCCGUACUCGCCAACCACAGAAGUUGCUUAGAAGGCUUGGCUGAGAAGGGUUUUGUGGAGGCUCAGUCUCAUUUAGCAGCGCAAAACUUGACUACUUCCCUUGGAGAAGCUCUUGCUUUGUAUAGCAAAAUGAAGAGCACAAUAUCAGAGGCACAAAAAACUGGUCCAAACACAAACGGAGGGCUUUUGGCUUCAUGGAAUCCGGCAACUUCGAAGGCUGACUUUGUGGUGGCAAAGGACGGCUCCGGCACUCAUCGCACAAUUAACGAGGCAGUGGCUGCCCUCGCCAGAAUGGGGCGUGGAAGAGGCCAAAGAACAAUAAUCUAUGUGAAAGCUGGGGUGUACAAUGAGAAGGUGGAGAUUGGUCGAAAGUUGAAGAAUGUCAUGUUUGUUGGUGAUGGUAUGGGUAGAACUAUCGUCACCGGCAGCCGCAAUGUGCCCGACGGCGCUACCACCAUAAGCUCAGCCACAUUUGGUGUAUCAGGCGAUGGAUUUUGGGCAAGGGACAUGACAUUUGAGAACACAGCCGGCCCUCAGAAGCACCAGGCGGUGGCGCUGCGGGUGAGCUCUGACCUAUCGGUGUUCUACCGCUGCGGCAUAAUUGGCAACCAAGACACACUCUACGCCCACUCCCUCCGCCAAUUCUACCGCGACUGCCACAUCUACGGCACCGUAGACUUCAUCUUCGGCGACGCCCCGGUCGUGAUCCAAAACUGCGACAUAUUCGUAAGAAAACCAAUGAGCCACCAAGGCAACAUGAUCACCGCUCAAGGGCGGGACAACCCUAACGAGAACACGGGGAUUUCGAUCCACGCGUCGCGCGUUAGGCCCGCGGCGGAUCUUGUCCCGGUCAAGGGCGCCUUCAGGAGCUACUUGGGAAGGCCGUGGAAGAAGUACGCAAGGACGGUGUUUCUUAAGACGGACUUGGAUGGGUUGAUUGAUCCCAAGGGGUGGAAAGAGGGGAGUGGCGAUUUUGCCGUUUCAACUUUGUUUCAUGUGCUCAAUAGUGAUCAACAAGCGAGCCCUUUUUCUGUGGGUAGUUUUAUUCAAGGAGGGUCUUGGAUUCCAGUCACUGGGGUCCCAUUCUCUAUUGGAAUAUGA